Molecule: messenger RNA, 3921 nt
Organism: Acanthaster planci (crown-of-thorns starfish)
Lineage: Eukaryota; Metazoa; Echinodermata; Asteroidea; Valvatida; Acanthasteridae
Molecular function (GO): calcium ion binding
Source: RefSeq, a predicted model, not a curated record
AUCCAUUGGUCCAGUCCAGUCUUCAUAAAGGGAUCAAUGGCUGGACCACUGAUCUCAACCACAAUAGGCUGGAAUUAUAGAGCAUGUUUAUUUAAUCAGCUGCAUGGCUGGACUGCACAAGGCACAGCCAUUCGCCCGCCAUCGUGCAAUUUUGUCAUAGCGGCCCUCCUCAGUAGCGCGCCUUGGAUACGACACAGUACAUAGUGGGGAAGCGUCACAAAGGUUAACGCACAACGACAAGCGUGGUCUGUGCUGGGCGUGUCGCAGAAAACAACAAAUACAUGUAACUCAUUUCAGCUCCGGCGGGCUUGACUUUGACUUGAAGUUUUUAGCACGUCUGAAGAGCGCCAUCGUGACGAUCGUGUGAUCUCAAGCGACACCAGUGUUACACGCAAGGGACGCCUUGAAGGGUGCAGACCACUAAUUCAAUUGUUGUGGCAGACCUUUGAACACGUACCGGUCGCAGACUGGAGGAUGGCGCAAUGGAGCGGCUUCGGAGGCGGUAAUUAUCAUCUUCAGGACACUGAACAGAUGAAUGCCUGUUUUGCCCACUAUGACAGUGACAGGGACGGCGUCUUGAACGAGGAUGAGUUCCAUAACUUGUGCUGUGAUCUCUUCACGAUCGACGGGCGGCGCCACGUUGUCUCCAAGACCGAUUCCGUUGCCAUGAUGAAGGUCCUUUGUGGGGAUAAGGACGGUAGAGGAAUUGCCACCAAAGACUUUGCCUUUUGUUGGAAGUAUUGGCUUAAUCAGAUACUGUCGCCAAGAGCAGCUAUCUUUGUGGUGGACGUUCAGAAUGACUUCAUUGACGGUUCGCUGGCGCUACGACUCUGCUCGGCUUGCCAAGAUGGCUUAGAGGUGGUCCCUGUCAUAAAUGAGCUUCUGGACUUGACGUUUGAGGUGGUAGUUUACACGAAAGACUACCAUCCGCCCAAUCAUUUGUCCUUCUUUGACAACUUGAGCCAGAGAAAACUACACCCAUCAAGCAAGGCAAAAGCCAAUGAAGCCAAGUUACUCGACGUAGUUGUCUUCGACAGCCAGCCGUCAGUAGAACAGAUUCUCUGGCCGGUGCACUGUGUGGAGGGCACAAAGGGGGCGGAGCUUCAUCCAGAUCUGAAGAUUGUGGAAAACCAUCUCGUUCAUCUUAAGGGCACAGACCCUGACAUAGAAAGUUAUUCAGUGUUUAAAGACCAGACCCAACGCGUUAACACCGCGUUGAUAGCUGACCUGAAGGCGCGAGACAUAACUGACAUUUUCGUGUGUGGUCUGGCCUCCGAUUUCUGCGUGGGAAUGACGGCCAUGGACGCUCAACGUCUCGGCUACCGGACUAUGGUGAUCGAGGACGCCUCAAGGGGGGCCAAUUUAGACAAAAUCGAGGAGAUGAAGCAGGGAUUGCUCAGGGCUGGAUGUGUGAUCGGUCUUGCAUCAGAGGUUCCGGCGAUGCUGUCGGGACGGACAAGACUCCCUCAGUUGGGCCUGGUAGCAGCGCACAAUGCGGCCCAAGCCAGAACGGCACAGCCCGCUGGACACCCCGGACUGGUCAAGGUGGACGCUAAACAGAAAAAAAACAUGGCCGCAAACGUUUGCCCUGCUACGUUAGAAAAUAAUAACAUAAGCAGCUUUUAGGGAAGGGAAGGAUUUCAAGAGAAACGAUUUUUGCCGGAAAUGGUUCCUUUUUAUUCCAACUUUUUUUUCAUACUUUUUUCACGUUUCAUACUGGUGUGAUGAUUUUAUUAUCAUUAUUUAUACAACUGUUCAUCCAACAGCGCAUUUAGCGCCAAUUAAAGUAUGAUAAUGAGUGAAGAAGACAACGAAAAAAUGUUGUUUUAAAGGUGGGAGGAAAACCCCACAUAAAUGUUUCGGGGAAAACCCACUGAUUCAGGUAGGGACUGAAAACCCAAUCCACAGGUGGACCAAACCAGAUUCGAGCCCAGGCCCCACAGGUGGAAGGCAGGGAAAGAAACACUACGACAACUUGGCUCCCCAACCUGACUUUUAAGAACACCUGUUGUCCAAGUGAAUGGUUUUGGCUUCAGACAGGCGUACGCAGCACUGGAGAUACAAAUAUACACACACAAAUCGCUUCUUGCAUCGUCAUUUCUCUCUACAGCGUUCGUAAUGGAAAUGGAAGUGACUUUUUAAGCUGUAGUGCAGUUUUCGGAAGGAGAAAACGGGGAUUGUAAACCAUGUUCUUUAUAUAAAUUCAAAUUGAAUAUAGUUGGGGGAGGGAUGGGGAAAAGUGGGGAAUGACUUGCUUGGCCACGAAAAGACUUUACAGGUCGAUGUUUAUGAUGAUGAUGCACAUCGUUAAUAGGUAUUCAGAAUGUCACAUUUAUGAGUUUUUAAUUUGUUUCCUUUUUGAGUGAUAUUAAAUGGAUUUCAGUCGUUGGAAAGUCUGGAAAAUUCUUUACAGUCCAUUUUGUUUUAACUUUAAAAAGUGGUAGAUGAUCCAGUAGCCAAUAACCUCGUUUCAGAUGUCGCUCUUUUCAAGUGUAUGGGUGUGUGUGGGGGGGGGAUAUAAACCCCCACCCCCAGGGAUUUACGCCUAUGGUCACAUCGAACCAAACUAGUUACGUACAUGAAAAACUCGACCUAUGAAACAAGAAGGAGCGACCAUUGGCGCGGUGCGUCGAAAGAUCGACUCUUGCAGUCGGUUGGAACGACCCUAGAACGCUUUGGUUUCAGAUGUGUCAUUAUUAUGAUCAAGACUCAGUGAAAAUUUUGUUGAAACAUGUAUAAAUUAAGGAGAAAAUUCGACCUUUUUAGAAUUCGAAAAUCAACAGCAGCAUGUACUGCAAACGUCAUAAUAUGGGCAGAUAAAUACAUAUAUCUGUAAAAGGAUGUUGCUAAUAUAAACAUGCAAUUUUCUUGAAACAUGAAAUUCUGUUAUUCAGAAAAAAAUUGAGAUUGCAACAUUAAUUGGUGUACUGAUUUUUGUCCGUAUGUCUGUUUUCCUUUUAUACAACAAAACUUCAAAUUCGUUGCUUCAUCAAUACAGCCUUACAAUUUUGCUUGUCAGCCUUCAGGUUUGCUUGUAUUUCUUGUGCCUAUUUAUAUAAAUAAUUGUUCAUCGUAUUUAUGACUAUAUGAUCAUUUUGGCUCUGGGUUUGCUUGCCAGCUCUGUGUCCAUAUGUUCAGAGAAUUUCAUCAAGGAAUCACGCCGCAAGAAGCGAGUUGUGUGUCGAUUUGUCAUCCUAUUUUUCAUCAUCUGUGUGCAACUUUAAUUAUGAGCCUAAAAUCUGUUUGGAUCUACCAAAGUCGCUCAAAAGCCUAUUUGACUCAGUGCGAUUCUGGUGUACAUGUCAUUCAGGUUGGAGGAAGGAUAAUUCUGCAUUGUGCUGCUAUUUCAUUGGAUACUCAAAAUAGAUUACGUGUAUAUUCAUGCAUGUGUCCAAGUUGAGUCGGCGAUCUUGAAUUGUCAGUUACGUAAGACUUUUAUUUUGGGAGCCUCAAGUAAAAAAAAGUGACGAAACAAAUUUCAAUACAAAUUCAUGUCAUUUUUAAAAGAAUAAUUUAGAGUAAGUAAUGUUUAAAUAUUUUUUUAAAAGGAAAGUGGAGUUUGGAACCCUAACUGGCUGGCACUACCCUAUUUACAGCUUACAUAUACAUUGAAUAUAAUAGAUUCAGGGAACAAGAUCAAAAUGGCUUCCCGUGAAUAAGGGUCUGUUGAAAGUUAUAAUGAUGUGCUGCACAGCUGUUGAAGCUGCAGGGAAGUGCGCCGUUCCAAAUCCAUUUUCGUUUCAUCCUUUUCACAUAUUUUAACCUGCCUAGCUGUUUAUGGGGUAUGAUUACCGAGACGGGCUCUACGGUGUGUGGUAUAAAGUACUAACCUGUAAAUAUCAUUGCUGUGGUAUAUUUAAAUGAUAUAGUACCUGUGGUAUAUUGAAAGGUAUUAAAACAUGAUAGAUAAAUAGAGUAAUG